GGACAAUCCCUAAUGAGACGUUCCAGCUGCUUACUGUGGACUCAAUCCCUCCCACAUUACUUCUAGCAAAUAUCUCAGUUCUCUUUCUGUGGAAGCAGCAAAGAAGCAGUACGCCCAGCACAUCACUUCUCGUUGGUGGGUUCUGAACUACGAAGAUGAAACUGCUUCUCUUACUCUCCGUCAUCUGCCUGAUGGCCACUGUCAGCUUCAGUCAGCCUCCUGGUCCUCCUGGUCCUCCUGGUGAAAAAGGCGAAAAAGGAGACCGAGGAUCUCCUGGGUUUCCUGGGAUCAUGGGACCAACUGGACGAGUUGGUCUUCCUGGGUUACCAGGGGAUAAAGGGGAUCGAGGAUUUCCUGGGAUGCCUGGAUUUCCUGGAGCUGAUGGAACAUGCUCUGCUACUGAGACGAACUGCCCAGAUCUCAGAGCCUUGAAGGACAGACUUGCCAAGCUAGAGCUCGCCAUAAAUUAUCACUUUGUCCGGAAAGUUGGUCAGAAAUACUUUGUGUCCAACAAGGAGAGAGGCUCUUUCUCCAGGGCUGUCGAAUUCUGCUCCCAACAACACUUAGAGCUGGCUUUGCCCCAGAACGAGGAGGAGAACAACGCACUGACUCAAGUGUUUGGCGAUGUUUACAAGGCAGCUUGGAUCAGUGUCAACAACAAAAAGGCAGAGGGGAAUUUUGAGGUGGAUAUGAAAAACCAACGUCUGACCUUCACCAAGUGGGGUGAAGGACAGCCAGACAAAUCCAUCCAAGAUACAGGCUGCACCAUGCUGUCAGAAAACGGCAUCUGGCGAGUUACACCAGAAUGCUCCAUCAACGCUUACAUCAUUUGUCAGUUAUAGAAAGUUCACAGUUCCUUGCAAAUCUCGCUUUGAGGGAUUUUCUUUCCCCAUGUUAUGUUUAUCUCAACUUUUCAUGAAGUGAAUUAACACAUAACUUUCUUAAAUAAUGAUAAAUGACAUCCUACCCUGUGUAUGUUGUUUGUUUUUUUUUACCAGUUUAUUAAUGACCUAGCAAGACAACUUAGGAAACAAGACCUUGAUUAAGUUUAUUAAUAAUUUUUAAAAUAUUACUACUGCUGACAAAACAUAUUUAGAGUUUUCAUCUCUCUUUUAUGUAAAUGCCAGAUGGUAUAUGUGUACAUGCUUUAAAUAUAAAAAUUACACAAUAAAAACAACACUGCAGAAGUG
Oreochromis aureus is the source of this 1190-nucleotide messenger RNA. Its product is annotated as mannose-binding protein C-like. The record is from RefSeq and is a predicted model, not a curated record. NCBI's taxonomy places the organism in Eukaryota, Metazoa, Chordata, Actinopteri, Cichliformes, Cichlidae. The transcript is spliced from 5 exons. Bases 156 to 842 code for a protein of 228 amino acids.